CGUGUGUCAUAAACCUUUCACUUAACUUUCGAAUUUUUCAACUUUUAUCCUUCGACUUCAUUCCACGUCUGCCAUGCCUCUUCUCUCUGACUUCAUGCUCUCCGUCCUUCCAACGGACUACAUACCCAAAUAUCUUAAAUCGUAUAUCCCAGGCGAGACGCCCUUGUCAACAUGGCCCGUCGUCACCACCGCCCUUGCGUCGUACCUCGCUAUAAUAUUCGGCAUUCGUGAAAUCAUGAAGGAUAGACCUCCGCAGCAGCUCAAUACCCUCUUUCGCAUACACAAUGCUUUCCUCAGCCUUGGAAGCUUCAUCCUUCUCGUCUUCAUGGCGGAAGAAGUCGGUUCGAUAUGGCUCACAUCAACAACCUAUGGCACGAUGUGUGAUGAGACCUCGUGGACAGAGAAACUGGAAUUUUACUACAUGAUCAACUACUACUUCAAGUACAUUGAACUUCUUGAUACGGUGUUCCUCGCUCUCAAAAAGAAACCACUUGCUUUCCUUCAUGUAUUUCAUCAUUCCGCCACGGCUCUCCUAUGCUUUGCGCAACUUAACGGCAAAACGAGUGUGUCAUGGGUUGUGAUCUCUCUAAACCUGCUAGUUCACGUCAUCAUGUAUUAUUACUACUUUGCUACUGCUGGUGGUGCCAGAAUAUGGUGGAAGAAAUACCUCACGUCCAUGCAGAUCAUUCAGUUCAUCAUCGAUAUUGUCAUUGUUUACUUUGGCACCUAUCAGCAUUACGCCGCUACUCACUACAAUCACCUUCCCCAUUGGUCAAAUUGUGCUGGCACUGAAACUGCUGCUCUCUUUGGGUGUGGCCUUCUCACCACCUAUCUUGGCUUGUUCGUCAACUUCUACAUCCAAACAUACAAGAAACCCGCCAAAGGCAAGAAGCCUGUAGCCAAUGGUAAUGCUAAUGGCCACGCGCAUAAUGGAAAUAGCUACAAAAAGGACUGAGUAUGAUACUCGCCUUCACGACGAUACGUUUGACGUGGCUAUGGCCAAGCGAUUACAUAUACUUAUCUAGCACCACGCAGGACACUAAUACAGAAUGCGUUGACCAAUUUACCUCCAGUUCACCUGUCCAAUCUUUUCACACAGCCUGUCGUUCUUGUGUCUAUUUUGCUGUUCCACGUCACCUUAUUUUUUUGUGGACGAGGAGUAUUUCUUUUGCAUAUCUGUUUCCUUUCGGAUCUUGCUUUGGUUGCUGGUAUACAUGUUAUACGGGUGUGCUUGGAGCUGUGUUGGAAUGCAAAGGACAAUUCACGAACAAGAGAUACCGUAGUAAUACCCAGACGAAAUGCCACUAUUUCCCCAUC
Molecule: messenger RNA, 1317 nt
Organism: Suillus paluster
Lineage: Eukaryota; Fungi; Basidiomycota; Agaricomycetes; Boletales; Suillaceae
Product: GNS1/SUR4 membrane protein
Exons: 8
Coding region: 74-955 (293 amino acids)
Biological process (GO): very long-chain fatty acid biosynthetic process; sphingolipid biosynthetic process; fatty acid elongation, monounsaturated fatty acid
Cellular component (GO): endoplasmic reticulum membrane
Molecular function (GO): fatty acid elongase activity
Source: RefSeq, a predicted model, not a curated record